CGAGGUCCUGUCUAACAAAACACUCCAGAGAAAGUCCCCGCAAAUCAAGGGCACAACUCCAAAUCUCCGAAAUCUUGAACCAUGAAGAGAAUAUCUUGCAGUGUAUUAAUAGUUCUUCUAAUUCAGCAAAUUUGUGCAGCGACACACAAGAAAUAUGCAAAAGGUCGCACGCUGUUACCUAGAGGUAUCUCCAACAACAAUGGUCGCAUUGAGUAUGAGAUGACAAUCGUAGAGCGAGUGAAUCGCCUCGGAAAACGCCAUCCGCUUAACAAACAUUUUGUUAGAUACGAACACAACGGAUGGGGGAUGGCCACAGUUUAUUAUAGACUUGCUGCGUUUGGUCAAACUUUUCGAUUCCGAUUGGAGCGCGACGCGAGCUUUAUAUCGCCUGCACUUAAUGUAGAGCAUAUUUACAGUGAUCUUAGGAGACUUCCAUUCUCUGGGAAUUUGCAGCACUGUUUUUAUCGUGGGGAAAUCCAGGGAGAGCCAAAUUCUACUGCCGUGUUUAAUUUGUGCAACGGAGUUCAUGGUUCGUUCGUCUCGAGUGGCCAACGCUAUUUAGUCGAACCUGCUGAAGAACGGAACUCAAAAAUACACGCGCAUCUCAGGAAAUUCCAUAUCGUAUUUCGUCAUUCUGCUCUUGGAGACGAUGUUAGCAAUGCUCCGUCGACGUGUGGACUUGUGGACACCAACAAACCUCUCCCGCAUUUACGUGGGCAGCCACAACGCCCCAUCAAUGAAAGCUAUACGAGGAAAAGACAUAAAAGAAGCCUCGGUGAGAGCUUCGUCGAAACAUUAGUGGUUGCUGAUAAAACUAUGGUUGACGCUUUUGAUAGCAAAGCCGAUUUGGAAAGCUACAUUAUUACUCUGAUGGGUGUGGUUGCUCAAAUUUAUCGCGACAGAAGUAUUGGCUGCGCUAUAAACAUUGUUGUAGUGAAAAUAGCCUACCUGGACACCAAGAACCCUGGUUUCCAUAUUUCGUUAGACGCAAGGCGAACUCUGAAAAGUUUCUGCCGCUGGCAGAAGAAACAUAUGAUGUCAGAAGAGAGUCAGUCUGACCGCCACGAUACCGCCAUCUUGUUAACGAGGAGAGAUAUCUGCAUAUCGCCCGGAAAGUGUGACACAUUAGGUUUAUCAGAGCUUGGAACCAUAUGCCAAGCACCAAGGAGUUGCUCCUUGGCAGAGGACAAUGGACUAAGCACAGCUUAUACAAUAGCACACGAACUGGGUCACCUAUUCAGUCUUCCUCAUGAUGGAGAUAACAACCUAUGCACACGGAGCAGUGGAGAUCAACAUCUGAUGGCCCCUUCAUUAAGCUUUGACACCAAACUGUGGUCUUGGUCAAGCUGCAGCCGAGAAAAGAUCACAAGGUUCUUAGAAUUAGGGUAUGGAUCUUGCCUAGAAAAUAAGCCUAAUGUAAAAAAUCAGUCGAAGUAUCAUGGCACUCUGCCAGGAGAAAUGUACAGCGUGGACAAACAAUGCCAAUUGAUAUUUGGAGAGGAAUCCAGGGUUUUUCCAUAUAAGGAACCUUGCAGACGCCUGUGGUGCGUCAAGAUGAUUGGGAAAAGAAAAGGCUGCUCCACUCAUCACAUGCCAUGGGCAGAUGGAACGCCGUGCGCAAAAAGGAAGUGGUGCAUCAAAGGUCAGUGUGUGAUGAAACGAAAAUUGAAACCAGUAGACGGUGGCUGGGGACCAUGGGGUUCCUUCAAUGAAUGCACAAGAAAAUGUGGAGGAGGGGUUUCCUUCGCAUACAGAAAGUGUAACAAACCAAUCCCAGAAAAUGGAGGUAAAUACUGCGUUGGAAAACGAAAACGUUUUGUGUCAUGCAAUACUCAGGAAUGUCCACCAGGGUCACCGGAUUUCCGAGCCUUGCAAUGUGCGAAUACGCAUGGGCGACGUCUGAGUAUUGGGUCGAGGAGUUUCAGACCGACUCAGUGGCUGCCAAAAUAUGCUGGAAUUCGCAAAGAAAAUCAAUGCAAGCUGUACUGCCGCAUGGCUGGCACUGCAAUUUAUUUCAAACUGAAGGACAAAGUUAUUGAUGGGACCCCUUGUAAUCAAGAGACCACAGACAUCUGCGUGGAUGGCAAAUGUUUGAUAAACUUCCCAAAAGGCAGCAGAACACGAGGAGGAACAAGCCAUUUAAAAUGAUACGCAGCCUGCUAAUGGAGGAAGCUGCAUUGAAAGAGGCCAUCGAACAGAAUUUCGCCAGCAGGCGAUUAACUUGUAGUGCAUGUUCUGGAUGGUUUUUGUGUCAAUCAGCCCCUUAACAAAUGAAACGUCCGUAACAUUCUCAUUAUACUCUUUUAUACUCAGCUGGUGAUCAUUUAGAGGUAGGAAUAUCUUGGAGGAAAAAAAGUGUAUUUGCUUUUUUGCAUCUUAAAUUUUUUCUGGUGACCAAAAUGUACCAUAUGACGAUUAGAAAAAACAUUUUUUUUAAAGCAGCCAUGGUACUCGCGAUUUCGGACCUUGUUUUACAGUAUUGGAGCAAAAAGUGCAAGGUAGACUGAAAUGUCUUUUUUGACAAAUGUUAUAUAUCUGAAGCGACAACGUCUUUCAUUCAAAGCUAGCGAUGUAUAUACCUGUAGUGACGCAGAUUUGUCCAAAGCUCGAUGAGCUUGAUGUUUCCUUGACUGAAGAUGGUCGAACAUUCUGGUCUCGAACAAUAAACAGCU
Molecule: messenger RNA, 2672 nt
Organism: Pocillopora verrucosa
Lineage: Eukaryota; Metazoa; Cnidaria; Anthozoa; Scleractinia; Pocilloporidae
Source: RefSeq, a predicted model, not a curated record